Amblyraja radiata (thorny skate) is the source of this 1522-nucleotide messenger RNA. It is a transcript of the gene ass1, whose product is annotated as argininosuccinate synthase 1. Gene Ontology annotation, molecular function: ATP binding; argininosuccinate synthase activity. Gene Ontology annotation, biological process: L-arginine biosynthetic process; urea cycle. Gene Ontology annotation, cellular component: cytoplasm. The transcript has 15 exons. The record is from RefSeq and is a predicted model, not a curated record. The coding region runs from base 153 to 1409 and encodes 418 amino acids. NCBI's taxonomy places the organism in Eukaryota, Metazoa, Chordata, Chondrichthyes, Rajiformes, Rajidae.
GUCCCACCCCCCGCUCCAUUGGCCACAUUCGUCCUGCCCCUGGGGGCGAGUCUACGCAGCGGCAGCGCCGACAGGAGUUAAAGUGAAGCGCUGAGGGGUAGAGCGGACUCACUCACUCACACACACAGCGGCGACUCCUGCACACAGGCUAAAUGGCUCAAAAAGCUCAAAUGGCUCAAUCAAAAGGCACCGUGGUUCUUGCCUACAGCGGUGGUUUGGACACCUCGUGUAUUCUGGUCUGGUUGAGGGAACAAGGAUAUGAAGUUAUUGCUUAUCUGGCUGACGUGGGGCAGGAUGAAGACUUUGAAGCCGCUCAAAAGAAGGCAACAUCUUUGGGAGCUAAGAAGGUUUUCAUUGAAGAUCUGCGGAAGGAGUUUGUGGAAGAUUUCAUCUGGCCGUGGGUUCAGUCGAGCGCUGUGUACGAGGAUAGGUACCUCCUUGGGACAUCGCUGGCCAGACCCUGCAUUGCCAAGGGUCAGGUCAAGGUUGCCAAGCAGGAGAAGGCUCAGUUUGUGUCCCACGGCGCUACAGGAAAGGGAAAUGACCAGGUCCGAUUUGAACUGACUUGCUAUGCCCUUUAUCCUGAAGUUAAGAUCAUCUCUCCCUGGAGGCUACCAGAGUUUUAUAAUCGUUUCCUGGGACGCAAAGAAUUGGCGGCCUAUGCAAAGGACCAUGGCAUCCCUGUGCCUGUUACUCCCAAAGACCCUUGGAGUAUGGAUGCCAACAUCAUGCACAUCAGCUACGAGUCUGGGAUCUUGGAAAACCCCUGGAACCAUGCACCAGAUGGUAUGCAGACGAUGACCAUCGACCCAGUGAAGUCUACAAACACCCCUGACAAACUGGAGAUUGAAUUCAAACACGGUGUUCCGAUCAAGGUCACCAACCUUGGUGAUAAAACCACUUGCAGCUCAACCCUUGAACUGUUCCAAUACGUCAACAAAAUUGGGAGUAAGCAUGGGGUUGGACGCAUAGACAUCGUAGAGAAUCGUUUCAUUGGCAUGAAAUCACGCGGUGUCUAUGAGACCCCAGGUGGGACAAUUCUGUAUCAUGCUCAUUUGGACAUCGAAACCUUCACAAUGGACAAGGAAGUGAGGAAAAUCAAGAGGGAUCUGGCGGUGAGGUUUUCUGAGCAGCUGUACAAUGGAUUUUGGAACAGCCCCGAAUGUGCUUUUGUCCGCCACUGUAUCAAUAAAUCGCAGGAGAGCGUUGAAGGGAAAGUUCAGAUCUCUGUCUUCAAGGGACAAGUUUACAUCCUCGGACGAGAAUCACCUACUUCUCUGUACAACGAAGCUCUUGUCAGCAUGAAUGUGCAAGGAGAUUAUGACCCAAUCGAUGCCGGUGGAUUUAUUAAGAUUUGCUCCUUGAGACUGAAAGAAUACCAUCGACUGCAAAGCUCAAAAUCCACAUGAGUGAAUUCUGGCAUUGACUUUCCACAAUGCAUUUUAUUCUAAAACCUUUUUGGUGAAAAGCAAGUUCCAUGUAUGUUGCUUGUUUCAAUACAAAUAAAGUGACUAAUCUUUAA